Drosophila teissieri is the source of this 2529-nucleotide messenger RNA. RefSeq names its product RAC serine/threonine-protein kinase (gene Akt). Bases 731 to 2332 code for a protein of 533 amino acids. The record is from RefSeq and is a predicted model, not a curated record. The transcript has 7 exons. Lineage: Eukaryota; Metazoa; Arthropoda; Insecta; Diptera; Drosophilidae. Gene Ontology annotation, biological process: protein phosphorylation. Gene Ontology annotation, molecular function: protein serine/threonine kinase activity; ATP binding.
UCAGUUAUCGAGCCAGUAAUCGAAAAAAAGUGAAGCGUAAAAACUAAACGGUACUUGGAAAAUUUACUUUGCCUGUGUGCGUGCUUCUGUUUAUGAAAACUACGUUUUUAAGCAUUUGUAAUUGUUGCAACGUAGCGUUGGAAGGAAAAAAAACAGCGAGUGGAAACGCCCGGGUGGCGGAAAUCGACUUCCAGUGCGCGAGUGCGAGAUUGUGUGUGUGCUUCGUUCCGUCCUCUGGUGUCUGGCACCUUAACACAACAACAACUACUGCAGCAGCAGCAAAAACAACAACAGUAAGCAGCAGCAACAACACACGCACAAUAAUAAGAAGGCCCGUGACGUUGUCGCUGCCGUCACCAUCAAAAGGAAAAAAACCAAAAGAGCAGAAAAACAAACCGCAGUGCAGUAGGGAAAGCUGAAGUUGCGUUAUUUUACAAAACUAGGUCCUUCAUUCGCUUGUCCCUAGGGUUUGUGAAACAGCCUCAACACGAAUUUCCUACCGUUUGCCAAUCAGCGGCGAUCGACUGUGGUUGCCAGCGCCCCAGCGCCAGGAUCUACCUCUAGGAUCCCGGAAUCGCCCAGCACCACAGGGAGCAGCAGCAUUAACAUCAUCUACAGCAAAUCCACCCAUCCAAAUAACAGUCACACCAGCGGCAGUGCAGAGAAGUUUAGCUGGCAGCAAUCCUGGCCAGGCAGGACCUCCUCAGCCCUUACAGACGAAUCCGGAACCAUGUCAGUAAACACAACUUUCGACCUCAGCUCGCCCAGCGUUACAUCGGUUCGUGGGCCCCCGGUACAGGUCGUAAAGGAGGGGUGGCUGUCGAAAAGGGGCGAGCACAUAAAGACCUGGCGCCAACGCUACUUCGUGCUCCACUCCGAUGGGAAACUGAUGGGCUACCGCAGCAAGCCGGCAGAUAGUGCCAGUACGACAUCGGAAUCCGUGCUCAACAACUUUACGGUGCGCGGCUGCCAGAUCAUGACCGUCGAUCGGCCAAAGCCAUACACCUUCAUCAUCCGCGGGCUGCAAUGGACCACGGUAAUCGAGAGGACAUUCGCCGUCGAAUCGGAAUUGGAGCGCCAGCAGUGGACGGAGGCCAUUCGCAACGUAUCCAGCCGGCUCAUUGAUGUGGGUGAGGUGGCUAUGACGCCAUCUGCUCAGGCAGACAUGAGAGACGUGGACAUGGAGAACGUGGACUUCGCCGACAUUGCCGAGGACGAGCUUUCCGAGCAGUUUUCCGUACAGGGAACAACUUGUAAUAGCAGCGGCGUUAAGAAAGUGACUUUGGAGAAUUUUGAGUUCCUCAAGGUGCUUGGCAAGGGCACCUUUGGUAAGGUUAUUCUGUGUCGCGAAAAGGCAACCGCCAAGCUGUACGCGAUCAAAAUUCUUAAAAAGGAGGUCAUUAUCCAAAAGGACGAGGUUGCCCAUACCCUGACCGAGAGUCGUGUGCUCAAGUCAACAAAUCAUCCGUUCCUCAUUUCACUCAAAUAUUCGUUUCAAACCAACGACCGCCUCUGUUUCGUAAUGCAGUACGUGAACGGUGGCGAGCUCUUCUGGCAUUUGAGCCACGAACGUAUAUUUACAGAGGAUCGAACCCGCUUCUAUGGGGCAGAGAUCAUUUGUGCUCUGGGCUAUCUGCACUCGCAGGGCAUUAUUUAUCGCGACUUGAAGCUGGAAAAUCUUUUGCUGGACAAAGAUGGCCACAUCAAGGUCGCAGACUUCGGUCUGUGCAAGGAGGACAUCACCUACGGCCGCACAACGAAAACCUUCUGCGGUACACCGGAAUACCUAGCUCCGGAAGUAUUAGAUGAUAAUGAUUAUGGCCAAGCGGUGGACUGGUGGGGAACUGGCGUGGUUAUGUACGAGAUGAUCUGUGGUCGUCUUCCGUUUUACAAUCGUGAUCAUGAUGUGCUCUUUACAUUGAUUUUGGUUGAGGAGGUAAAAUUCCCGCGCAAUAUCACAGAUGAAGCGAAAAAUCUGCUAGCUGGUCUCCUAGCUAAGGAUCCCAAGAAGCGUUUGGGAGGUGGAAAGGAUGAUGUCAAGGAAAUACAAGCACAUCCAUUUUUUGCGAGUAUUAACUGGACAGAUCUACUGCAAAAAAAAAUACCGCCGCCUUUCAAGCCUCAGGUCGCAUCCGAUACGGACACAAGGUACUUCGACAAUGAGUUUACGGGAGAGAGUGUGGAGUUGACGCCGCCGGAUCCCACUGGACCGUUGGGUUCCAUAGCCGAAGAACCGCUUUUCCCGCAGUUCAGCUACCAAGGAGACAUGGCCUCCACCUUGGGCACCUCGUCGCACAUUAGUACUUCCACAAGUCUCGCAUCGAUGCAAUAGAACAAGUUUACAAACUAGCACACAUCAUGUUCUGCUUCAUCACCUAUUACUAUACUAUACCUAUAACACAUAGAAAUGGGCAAAAGAAAACAACAGCAAGAAAUAUAUUAAAUAUUAAUUAUACCAUGAUAACGAAGGCAAGCAAAGGGUUUUCUUGCUAGUUUAUAUACACCAAUAAUAAGAGAAUUGAAUUGAUA